Molecule: messenger RNA, 1558 nt
Organism: Anopheles aquasalis
Lineage: Eukaryota; Metazoa; Arthropoda; Insecta; Diptera; Culicidae
Product: carbonic anhydrase-like
Molecular function (GO): carbonate dehydratase activity; zinc ion binding
Source: RefSeq, a predicted model, not a curated record
ACUCGAAGCCAAACGGGCAAAAUUAUCAGUUUAAAAAAACAGGUCCAGCACCUCUCCAGGUCCCGGUUUUACACAAAACAGUGGUUUUUGGUUCAAAACAAAAAAAAAAGGGAAAGAAAGAGGAAAACGGCAGAACUAUGAGCCCAUGUAAAUCAGUGAGGGGCGCGUUUUAUGGGCUAUUAGUAUUGAUAGUUCACAGCGUGGUUGUGAUAAGCGCGGACUUUUCCUAUGAUGAUCCCGAUCGCUGGGCGGAAACGGAUCCGGCUUGCGGUGGAUCGCGCCAGAGUCCGAUCGACAUCGUAGCGAGUACGACGGUGGCUGCUCCGGCGCACGAGCACAGCUUGAAGCUGCACGGUUUCUACCGAAAACCCGUCUCGAUUCGGGUGGAAAACAAUGGCCACACGGCGCAGUAUACGUUUGUCUGGAGCAAGGACAGCCACCGACCGACCGUUACGGGUGGCCCGUUGGGCCGUGAGCUGUACGCAUUCGAACAGUUCCACUUCCACUGGGGCGCCGAGGAUGACCGUGGUUCGGAGCAUACGUUCGACGGACAGGCCCUGGCGCUGGAAGUGCACUUUGUCUUUUUCAACCGGGAGUAUGGCACGUUCGAGAAGGCCGUCGACCAACCGGACGGAUUGGCUGUCCUGGGUGCGCUUUACAGUGUACGAGGGGACAAGGCCAAAGGCGACGCGAAAUGGGCACGGCCACUCGGCAAAAUACGGGAUGCCGGCUCAGCGACCACCGUGGAAGGGAAGGACGUAUUCAGUUUGAGUGAGGUGGCGGGCGGUGAGUGGGAACGAUACUACUCCUACCCGGGCAGCCUCACGACCCCACCCUGCGCCGAAAGUGUAACCUGGAUUGUGCGCAACGGAUCGAUCCCGGUGGCGCCCAAGGAUCUGCGCGCACUGCGGAACCUGCUCGACUCCAACGGUGAACCACUGGUCGAUAACUUUCGUCCAGUGCAACCCCUCAACGAUCGUACAGUCACGCGCUACGGAUUCUAAUUACCUCGACACCCACGAUCCCUGCCCUGUCCUCCGCAUGAAGCCUGGAGCAACUGCACUAAUCAUUCCUUGCUCGGCCCCAACAUGAAGCACUAUACCGACCGACCGACCAACGGACCGAUUGGAAUUCCGCCAGCUGGGUCACGGAUAUGAAUGAUUCCAAGACCCUCCCAGAGGGAAGUAGAACAUACACAGCGAGGGGGUAGGCGGGGGUCUUAGACAGUUUCGCGUGCAUGGAACGCGGAGAUAAACUGGUUAUGGUCGAGUUUGUUUCCUUCUUGUAGGGGUGUCAGGGUGCGAGUGUGGAGGUCAGUUACGUUGGGAGUGGCAAACGGAGAGGCGGCUUUCGUUUCACGGUCAUUUAUUAAUCAACAGUUUUCGGACAGCCUGUGGGAGCUGGCCAGCAAGGCCUCUCUACUAGUAACAGGACACUCUAGAAGGGAACAGAGAGAGAGAGAGAGAGAGAGAGUGAGAGGUUGGGAGAAAGAAGCGGAAACCACUACAUCGUAGCUACUGUUAUUUGGGCAUUACGCAAAAAUUAUCAAUAAAACAGU